AUGCCCACAAUAGAAGAACUGGAUAAAAUAAAGAACAGACUUAAAGCCACUAGCACGACGUAAGUGGGAAAUAAAAAAAAGGAAAUUUAAAGUAUACAUUUAAGAGUGACUCUGGAAACCGGUGAGACAAAAGUGGAGCUGCGGCAGGCAGACGGUACAUUUGCACAGGCUGAGGAGCCUAAGCAAAUUUCGAAACGCCGACAAAAGAAGGUUGAGUACCUCCGUAGAUGUGGCUACGUCGUCGACCUGAAGCCCGAUCUCGAAGUUGGGAUCGUUAGAGAAGGCCUAUUAUUGGGUGAGAGUUUGGGUUUAGUUGUAUUUUCUGAAGUUCUCUUCAGGAAGUCAAGACGUUGCCGCAGACUUGGCACUGCUCCAGGCAAAUAAAGUCACCCAUAUUGUCAACUGCGGGACAGGCAUUCGUAACUUCUUCCCGACAAAACUCAAAUAUCUGAAAGUGGAGAUCCUGGACCUUCCAACAGAGAAAAUCAGUCAACAUUUCGAGGUCGUUCAUUCCUUCAUUGACGAUUCCUUGAAGGAGGGCGGAAAGGUACAUUUUAUCUCCUGGUUUCAGUAAUUCUUCUAGCAAGUCUAGGUUUUCGUUCAUUGCAACGCCGGAGUCUCGCGGUCAGUAACACUUGUCCUUUCCUACCUAAUGCGAACGGAGAAGCUGGCCUUUCAAGAAGCUCUCCGAGUCGUCAAGGAAGUUCGACCAAGUAUCCCAUUCAGGAAAAGUACAAGAAAUCUUCGAAACCUUCCUUUCAGGCGCCAAACCCAACGCAGGCUUCUGCAAAGAACUCGAAGCCUACGAGGCCAGUAUCGUAUGA
Caenorhabditis auriculariae is the source of this 824-nucleotide messenger RNA. Lineage: Eukaryota; Metazoa; Nematoda; Chromadorea; Rhabditida; Rhabditidae. The record is from the annotation of a GenBank genome assembly.